UCAUUUUCAGUUGAAUUCAAGACUUUGAAGAGUUGAAUAUAUUUAAUUCAAGGGUAUCAAGGAUAUCUUGGUUGUGGAAUAUAAAGCUACCUUAGGUAUAUUAAUUAGAAAAGGAAGUUGACGAAGAUGGCCAGUUCAGACACCCCGCAAGCGAAGGAUGCCCUGCUGAUGACCUUCAAGAACCAGCUAAAAAACGAUGUUCGCAGCAUGUUGGUGAACUUUGAGGAAAUCCUCAGGUUGGCUUCCCGUGAGAGUAAUGGUCAAGUUCCCAAACCAACUCAAUACGAAAUGGAUUCUCUGGAAAUGCAGGUGCGGGCCGCCAAUGUGGCUCGCGCUGCCGAUUCGCUAAUGAAGCUAACAAAUGAUCUCAAGGAAAUCCACAUUCUCAGCGAUGUUGCAGAACUCGACGAGGAAGUCAGAAAGAAUUUGGAACUUAUAAAGGCCAAGCAAAUCGAGUAUGACGAGAAGAUAAGCAAAUUGGCCAAAGAUAUGGCCGAUGAACUGUUUGAGCUGGAGGAGGAGUACUACGAGCGCGGCAGCCACAAUUUCUAG
Drosophila takahashii is the source of this 552-nucleotide messenger RNA. Its product is annotated as mediator of RNA polymerase II transcription subunit 22. Lineage: Eukaryota; Metazoa; Arthropoda; Insecta; Diptera; Drosophilidae. Gene Ontology annotation, biological process: regulation of transcription by RNA polymerase II. Gene Ontology annotation, molecular function: transcription coregulator activity. Gene Ontology annotation, cellular component: mediator complex. The record is from RefSeq and is a predicted model, not a curated record.